UCUUCUGAGAAUCGAAGACCUGAAUCCGUAGUAGGAUUUCAGGGAGCUGACAAGUAAAAACCGGGGAUUGUACGGGACCAAAUUGGGAUAUAAACGAAGUAAACUCUUAAAGAGGCUAUAAAAUAGAAAACAGAUACAUUUAAUAAUUUAGCUUUAAUAAUCUGAUAACCCACAAAGAUGCCUCCCAAAAAACGCAACUCUGGAACAGCACAGAACAAGGAAAUGAAGCCCAGCAUAAAAAACGCCUCCCCGGACAAGGAGAAUCCAGAUUUAUCAAUUGAAAAGCACCAAGAGAAGGAUGCAGACUUUAUGACUCUGUGUCAAAGUCUCCAGGUGACAGAUGCGGUGUGUGAUCGUGCUUGGACAAUAUGGAAGGCAGUUCAGGCCUCAGUGGACAAAGUUCUUGACACUCAAAAAAGGCUUUGGGCUGCUUGUCUGUUUGUGGCUGUGAUAGACUUGGAAGUUGCAAGUUUUACCUUUACUCAAAUCCUGAAGGCAGUGGAUCUGAAUGUGAAGCAGUUCCUGGGCCUGCUGAAGAAGAUGGAUGUGAACCUGGACACCAUCAGCACUAAGGUGAACUCAGCAGUGACACGACUGGAGAAGAAGUAUGACGUGUCACGGGCACUCUACCAGAGGUUUGAGAAGACAUGCAGCAAAAUCUAUGCAGAGGACUCAGAAGCAAAGGGGAAAGAAAUCCUGCGGAGCUGCUGGACAAUGUUCCUUUUGGCUAAGGGAAGGGCUCUGCAGAUGGAGGAUGACCUGGUCAUAUCCUUCCAUCUGAUGGUGUGUGUUCUGGAGUUCUUCAUCAGGCGUUGCCCGUCCAGCCUUCUGCAACCACUUUACCAAUCAGUCAUCAGCACAGCCCAAAGCCCCCCAACAAGAACCUCCCGUCGCAAUCAGAGCAAAGCCAAGCCCCGUCAAGCCCCGCCAGAGGUGGAUGUGCAGCUCCUGGAGACCCUCUGCAAAGAGAACGACUGCAGCGUGGAAGAGGUGAAGAGCGUGUACCAGACCAGUUUCUCUGCUUUCCUGGAUUCCAUGAGCCUCUCUGGGACUCGGGACCUUCCUCAGGCGAUUGACCUCAACAAGCAGUAUGAGGAACUCUACUUCAAGAGUAGAGACUUUGACAGUAGGCUGUUCUUGGAUAAUGACGAGACCCUUCUCACUCCCAAAGUAGAACCAAUGCCGGUGGAAAGGACACCAAGGAAGAACCUGCCAGAAGAUGUUGUUCUCAUCCCCCCACAGACGCCUGUCAGAGCUGCCAUGAACUCCAUCGCACAGUUGAGGGUCGAUCUCACCACCUCUGGCGACCAGCCCUCUUCCAACCUGGCAGUGUAUUUCAAGAACUGCACAGUGGACCCAACAGAGGAGGUGUUGCAGCGUGUGGAGAGUCUGGGCCUGCUGUUCAGCCAGAGGUUUGGUCAGGCUGUGGGACCACGCUGUGUGGGGCUGGGCAAACAGAGGUUCACCCUUGGCAUCCGGUUGUAUUACAGAGUCAUGGAGUCCAUGCUGAAAUCGGAAGAGAAAAGGCUGUCGGUGCAGAAUUUCAGUAAACUACUCAAUGACUCCACAUUCCACACCUCGCUCCUGGCCUGCGCUUUGGAGGUCGUCAUGGCAACCUAUGGUGGGAGCACCUUCAAGAACAGUGGUUACAGCAACGGUGGCGUUCCUGUGGAGACGGACCUGUGCUUCCCAUGGAUCCUGGAUGUGUUCCAGCUGACAGCGUUUGACUUCUACAAGGUCAUCGAAAGCUUCAUCAAGGCUGAGCCCAGCCUGAGCAAAGACAUCGUCAAGCACCUGGAGCGCUGCGAACACCUCAUCAUGGAGACCAUCGCCUGGAGGGAGAACUCGCCACUGUUUGAGCUGCUGAAACGGACCCGUGAGGAGGGUCCAGUGGAGCAGGCAGAGCCCCCUGCCACCCUCAACCAGCCCCUACAGCACAACCACACUGCAGCUGACCUGUAUCUUUCCCCUGUGCGGCCCAGUAGCCGUACCCUGCCGGCCCCUGAAUCUACAGCCCCACCCUCCUCUCAGCCCUCUGCCCCGGUGCCCCAUCAGACCCCUAGGCACCCAAAGUCCAACUCUCUCAGCCUCUUCUACAAAAAAUUGUACCGGCUGGCCUACAUGAGGCUGAAGAUGCUGUACACACAACUUUUGACCUCUCACCCUGAGCUGGAGCCAAUCAUGUGGACUCUGUUCCAGCACACACUGCAGAAUGAGUAUGAACUGAUGAGAGACCGCCACCUGGACCAGUUGAUGAUGUCGGCCAUGUACGCCAUAUGCAAGGUGAAGAACGUGGACUUGCGUUUCAAGACCAUCGUCACUGCUUACAAGAACAUGCCCAACACCAACCAAGAGACAUUUAAGCACGUGUUAAUCCGGGAGGGCCAGUAUGACUCCAUCAUUGUCUUCUACAACCUGGUGUUCAUGCAGAAACUGAAGACCAACAUCCUGCAGUACGCCUCUCCCAGGCCCCCCACACUGUCUCCCAUCCCACACAUCCCCCGCAGCCCCUACAAGUUCCCCAACUCCCCCCUGAGAGUGCCUGGCAGCAACAACGUCUAUAUCUCUCCCAUGAAGAGCCCAACACGCAUGUCUCCAGUCAUGACCCCACGUACCAGAAUCCUGGUAUCGAUCGGUGAAUCGUUUGGAACCUCUGAUAAGUUCCAGAAGAUCAAUGCGAUGGUGAACAGCAGUGAUAGGUCCUUGAAGAGGAGUUUGGAUAUGAGCUCUGCCCCCAAGCCCCUGAAGAGGUUGCGCUUUGAUGUAGAAGGACAGGAUGAAGCUGAUGAGAGCAAACAUGGGGAAGAUUCGAGACUGAUACAGAAACUUACAGAGAUAGGCUCCACUCGGACCCGUAUGCAGGAACAGAAGAUGAAGGAUGAUGCAGAGUCCGAAAAGGACAAGCCUUGAAUUUCACUGAAGGACUUACUGUCCAGCACUGUUUGAGUGUACAGGUGCCAGAGACUACUCCCUACCCCUGACAUCCUAGACCCCCAACCAUCCCUUGAAAAAAGGAAUACAUUUUUUUCUGUGCAUUUGUUUUUUAUAUUUUAGUUUUGCCUGUUUUUAUAUUUAAGCGAUACUCUUUUGAGAGUCAUUUGUGAAUACAGAGGAGUCUUGUUUCUCUUUGUUGUUUAGUGUGGAUUCUUUAACGGAGUGUUUAAAAAAAUAAAUUUAAAAAAGAUCAAGUGAGUAUUACCAUGUUUUAUAGAGGGACACUAGUUUUAAGGGUAUGCUAUAAGAAAUCGUUGUUUUGACUUGGUCUUCUGGAGUUUCUUAAAGUCAGGGUGGUUGAUGCAAUAUGUAUUACAUAUCUCUUCCUGGUCUAUUUUGAAGUAGGAACCUGACUUGAAAUAACCUCAAGGAUUCUGAACAGGCAGACCUGCGUAAUGUUUUUUGACAGAAACAAUCAACACACCUAACCUUCAUUGACAUCUGACAUGUUUUAAAUCUUGUGAUGUGACUGUAUAACCUGGAACUUAAUUUGCUUUCGGAAGCAUUAAAGAUGUGACAGUCUUGUUAUAGUAUCAUUAGUAACAAUACCUUUUCAUUAGAUCAAAUCCAUAAACUUGUAUUCAUAUCUCCUCUUCACAUUGACUGUUGAAUGGCUACAUAGGAAUGCUUGGUUUUUGUAUUAAGGACAUUCUUUACAGUUCAAAGGGACUCUGUAGCACUUUAUUUUACAGUACAGAAAAGACCAGGUAUUUACUCAAAUGUUAUAUUGGAAGUUAUCCUGAAGACACCAAUAAAUAACAUUUUGGGU
This is a messenger RNA of Salvelinus namaycush (lake trout), 3763 nucleotides long. RefSeq names its product retinoblastoma 1 (gene rb1). The transcript has 27 exons. The coding region runs from base 178 to 2910 and encodes 910 amino acids. Gene Ontology annotation, biological process: cell morphogenesis involved in neuron differentiation; regulation of transcription by RNA polymerase II; neuron projection development. Gene Ontology annotation, molecular function: RNA polymerase II transcription regulatory region sequence-specific DNA binding. Gene Ontology annotation, cellular component: nucleus; Rb-E2F complex; chromatin. The record is from RefSeq and is a predicted model, not a curated record. Lineage: Eukaryota; Metazoa; Chordata; Actinopteri; Salmoniformes; Salmonidae.